CGCAUUCCAGCCAGCGAUGACGCGCUUCCUGUGACGCAGAGAGAUUUUAAAACAUUGUCCUUCUCAGUAAUGGCGGCUACGUUCCCUUCGCCUUCGCUAAAUAACAAUAAAUGGUACUUCACGCGCGAACAAAUCGAAAACAGCCCUUCUCGCCGAGCGGGACUUGAUCCCGACAAAGAGCUCUCGUACCGACAGCAAGCUGCUAACCUGCUGCAGGACAUGGGACAGCGGCUCAACGUGUCACAACUCACAAUUAACACUGCCAUUGUGUAUAUGCAUCGGUUCUACAUGAUCCAGUCCUUUACCCGCUUCCACCGAAAUGUGAUUGCUCCUGCAGCUCUCUUUUUAGCUGCGAAGGUGGAGGAACAGCCCCGCAAGCUGGAGCAUGUGAUUAAGGUGACCCAUGCGUGUCUCAAUCCUCAGGACCCGUCUCCAGACACCAGGAGUGAUACAUACCUGCAACAAGCCCAAGACCUGGUCAUUCUUGAGAGCAUUAUACUCCAGACCCUGGCUUUUGAGAUCACCAUUGAUCAUCCCCAUACACAUGUUGUCAAGUGUACUCAGCUUGUGCGAGGUGAGAACCAGCUGCUCACUGUAAACUGUCCUUCGUAUUGCUCGGUAAUGAGUACUUCUAGCCCACCAAGCUCACAGAUUUCACGUCUGAUCACGAGCUUUCCUUUUGUUCCAGCGAGUAAGGAUUUGGCUCAGACCUCAUAUUUCAUGGCAACAAACAGUCUUCACUUGACUACAUUCUGCCUGCAGUACAGUCCUCCCAUUGUAGCUUGUGUUUGUAUUCAUUUGGCCUGUAAAUGGUCCAACUGGGAGAUUCCGGUUUCCACAGACGGCAAACACUGGUGGGAGUAUGUUGACCCCACAGUGACCCUUGAGCUGUUGGAUGAGCUCACUCAUGAGUUCCUGCAGAUCUUGGAGAAGACGCCCAGUCGCUUGAAACGCAUCAGAAACUGGAAAGCUGCAGGUCAAACUGCCAAGAAAUCAAAGGUGCAAGAUGGUGAAGAAGCCAUUAUGAACAUGAUCUCUAUGGCAUCGUCCGACAGCACGUUGGCCGGACUGAUGAGCCUCUCCGCCCCUCCCUCCGGUUCCUCCAUGGACUCCUCAGCAGACGACCACAGCGCUGCAGCCUCAUCCCAACACUGGCAGCCUUCCGGCAAGGAGCAGCCCAUUGCCAACGAGCUCCACGCGCCUGCUAAGGUGUCUCUGAGCGAGUAUCGGGCAAAGCACGCGGAUGAACUGGCUGCUCAGAAACAGAAGUUGGCGAACAUGGAGGCAAGCGUGAAACAGGGAUACGCCACUGCCGCACAGGCCCUCAUGAACCAGCAGAGGAAAGAGAAGCACCAUCACCACCAGCAGUCCAGCUCUGGUUCCUCAGACCUGAGCAACCCCUCAUCCAUCGUCCUGAAGAUCCCACUGGAUGAGCGAUCGGAACGCAGUUCCUUAAAGAUGCGCUUACCCGCACGGGGCCAGUCAGACGGCGGCGGGCACAGCAGCAGUGGCAGCAGUCGUGGAUCCGAGCAGGACAUUAAAGUGCGGAUUCGGGUUCCAGAAAGGCGAAGUGGGUCCGGAGAAGACGGGAAAAGUCGUGAGAAGCACAGAGAGCGGUCCAACCACCACCACCAUCAUCACCAUCACCACCACCACUCCUCCUCUUCCACCACCGGCGCUUUAUCGGCAUCGUCUUCCUCAUCCUCUGCACAAAAACACUCAAGUUCUGCCAGCACCUCAGGAAGUAGCAAAAAGGUCCCUGGUGACUCUGUGCGAACGAGCUCUUCUUCUUCGUCGUCGUCGUCUCGAAAAAGGACCCACUUGCUGGAUCCUUCAUCCGGCACCCACCCCUCGAAAGUCAGCAAAUCGUCCAGAAACUCAUUUCAGUUGUCGACGCUUCCUGGAGUGCCCUCCCACGCGAUGGGUCACGGGGCUGACAUCCUUCCCUCGCUGGGCCUCUCGCACCAUCAGGGAAACUACUCGCACUCCAAGGCGGACAAAGCCGACACGAAUGGCCACAAUACGGCCGGCCAGUCCAACGAGUAUCAGGACACAUUUGACAUGUUGAACUCGCUGCUCAGCGCGCAGGGGGUGCAGCCGGCGCAACCUCAGAUAUUUGACUAUCGCUCUCAGUACGGAGAGUACCGGUAUAGCAGUAGCGCUCGCGGAGGAACCCAGCCGCCACCUUUACCCUCAGAACCACCUCCACCUCUGCCGCCAUUGCCCAAAUAAACCCCUUCAUCCCCCUCCCCUCACUUCACCCAUCCACUUACGCUGAUCAGAACAGUCGUCUUGGGAAUCCUGGGUUCCUUUCAUGCGUCCAACUUUCUGUGAUGUUGAGUUUGACAGCAGAGUAAUGUAAGGCAAAAAAUGUACCUGUAUCGUUUUGUGUGAUUGUGUGCGAGCGAGUGUGUUCACAACACCCAUCUGUGGCAAUAAUGUUAAAAUAGAACAAAAUAUUGCAAAAAAAAAAGGCAAAAAAUGUUAUUUAUUGAAAAAAAAAUUGUACAUACUAUUUUUGAUGUCACUCAGUUUUAUAUCAGCGCUAACAGAAAAGCAUAAUGGAAUUAAGGGUAUGUAUUACUGAAUGAGAGGGACCUACUGUCCUCUUUAAAAAGUGUAACCUUGAAUGCAAAAAGGAAAAUGUUUUUGGUUUAUGUAUGGAUUUAAGUCUUGCUAACAAUAUAUGUGUCUUUUUUAUUGAUUAUGGUAUUUAUUAUUAGCCUUUUAAAACCAUAGUUAUUAGCAGUCGUUGCUUGAAUGCAUCAGGUGAUAUCUGGAUUUUAUUUUUAUACUGUUGUAACCUGCUUCACAGUCUGUCUUUACUUGAUACGUCAUGUAUGUUUUGAGAAUGAACAUACGAAUCCCCAAUAAUUGCAUCAAAAUGUAUGUUUCUAAUAUACGAGUAGUAGUAACUGAAGUAAUAUUUUGAUUUUGUUUGGUAAAUAUUUGUGGUCUUUUUUUGUUUGUAACUUUCAGCUUUGUAUUCUGUAUAUGACUGAAAAUUGACGCAAAUUAUUUUUUACAUUUUUUUCCCAAAAAACAAGAAUAUGCCUAAUUUGGGAAAGUAUGUUCGGUAGGCCUACGAUUCAGAGUCAGAUGCAGUCAUUGUUUUAAAUGGUUGUAGAAUAUCACGCUCAUUUAUAAUACACUAUACACAACAGUAUAUACCAGCUUGUACUCGUUUCAUCUUUUAUUUCUGUUUGUUAACACGAGCCCAAAUGGUGUCGGAUAUGGGCUAUUUGUCAUAUUAUGAUGUAACUGACUUGUAAAUGGCCCUUAGUCUUGAGUGAAUCUGUGAUGGACAAAAGUACAAUCUGAUAAAAACAUCUUUCCACCAAUUUUCAGUUGAACUAAUGUUUUUUUUUUUCAUGCUUCUUUGGUUGAAAGAAUGACAACAGUAUGACAUGGUGGGCCAUGCAAAUAUUGGUUAACAAACAAAUUGCAGAAAUUCAUUCUGUCUGCAUUUAUGAAUCAUUCUCAUUGAACUGGUGGUACUUCUGUCCAUCAUACCCUUUUUCACCUCAUAUUAAAGGGAUAGUUCACCCAAGUAAAACAGCCAAAACUUUAUGAUUUUCUUCAGUAGAACACAAAAGAAGAUAUUUUGUCUGUUCCAAUAAUAGUCAAUGGGGUCCACUGUUUUUCGGACCUCAUCGUUCUUCAAAAUAUCUUCAUGUUUGGAUGAGCUAUCUCUUUAAAUAUGCCGUCCAUUUUAAGAUCUGUUAGGUUUAUAUUUGUUAUCUGUCUCUGUUUAAACACUCAAAUCAGCACUUCUAGAUUGAACGAUGAGCAUGCUGACCACUCAUGUUUUUUUGUUGUAAUACCUCCAUUUUUGUUUAACAUUAAGUUGCGUUCAUGCCAUGUUGCAAUAACCGUAAUUACUAGAUUUCAACUUGUAAAAAGCAUUCGUGACCUCGUAGAGAGUGAGAGUAAGCUCUAUGACUGUCGUACCACCUUUAGGCAUUUAUAACUUUGCCACAGAAACGCAUAAUUCCCAGUCCGAGGACACGAACAGCUCUGAAUAGAAUGUCACAUGUUGUCAUUUUGAGACUAUACGGUAAUUACGACAUGGCGCGAAGGCAGCAUUACGUAUAACCGUGUCAAGGUCGUUUUGGUGUUUGGGAGUGAUAAUGAUAAGCCAUCCAAUCCUGAUUCACGAAAUCUUGCAUGAAUGCUGCAGUGAGCAUUAAAAACUGAUGGGGACUUGUAUUUUUUGAGCCAAUUGGUUUGUACCUUUAACAAUAUUGUCUCCAUAUUCAUAUCUUGCUUGAUCAUGUUUUUGUAUGCCGUUAAUAGCACAAUAAUGCAGAUUACUAAAUGGAUCAGACUGUCUGUAACUGUCCUCCUCUGAUUAAAUGGCAUGACUUUCAUUGAUCAUUUUACAGAAAAAAUUGGAAGCAUGAAAUUGAGUUUCUACUGUCAGAGUAAAUUUUACUUUAAUAAAUGUUGCGUUCCUUUAUUGA
Megalobrama amblycephala (Wuchang bream) is the source of this 4463-nucleotide messenger RNA. RefSeq names its product cyclin T1 (gene ccnt1). The record is from RefSeq and is a predicted model, not a curated record. Bases 70 to 2232 code for a protein of 720 amino acids. Lineage: Eukaryota; Metazoa; Chordata; Actinopteri; Cypriniformes; Xenocyprididae. The transcript has 8 exons. Gene Ontology annotation, biological process: regulation of transcription by RNA polymerase II; positive regulation of DNA-templated transcription, elongation. Gene Ontology annotation, cellular component: cyclin/CDK positive transcription elongation factor complex; nucleus. Gene Ontology annotation, molecular function: cyclin-dependent protein serine/threonine kinase activator activity.